Molecule: messenger RNA, 749 nt
Organism: Vigna unguiculata (cowpea)
Lineage: Eukaryota; Viridiplantae; Streptophyta; Magnoliopsida; Fabales; Fabaceae
Product: putative calcium-binding protein CML29
Molecular function (GO): calcium ion binding
Source: RefSeq, a predicted model, not a curated record
GUCCCUCUCUUUCCAAAUAUUUAGACAAUCACAAAGCACCACACCACACCUCUCUCUAAUAGUGAACAUGGCUCAAGUCGCUUCUCUCUCCGCCGAAAUGGAGACCCUGAACCAUGUUCUUUCCCUAGUGGAGGCAUUCAGAGCGUUCGACGCCGACAACGAUGGGCGAAUCACGAAGGCAGAGCUUGGAGGAAUCUUGGGGUCACUCGGGUACAACGCUAGCGAGCAAGAAGUGGGUGCAAUGAUGCAAGAAGGUGACAAGAACAGAGAUGGGUUUCUGAGCAUACAGGAAUUCUUGGAGAUGAACACGAGAGAGUUGGAGGGUGGGAGUCUCGGCAGCACCCUCAGCACAGCGUUUGAAGCGUUGGAUGAAGAUGGGAACGAGAUUCUGACCGGGGAAGACCUUCAUGGGGUCAUGCAAAACUUGGGUCUAGACUUGUCCCUCGACAACUGUGUUCAUCUUGUUGCUUCUCUUGAUGCAGACGGAGAUGGAGCUGUGAGCUUGGAUGAAUUCAGACUCAUAGUUGAUUCACUCCUCUGACAAAUAUUCUCUGUAUGUGUUAUGUGAUCAAUGAUCACAUGUUUACGUAUAGCAAUAGGUUUGAAGAGGUUACUGUAUCUGCAUGAAAAAGUAUAGGUUAAGGAAUUGAAUAAGCACUUGUGAGAUGCAACUGGUUUGCAAUUUUAAAUUUAGAGAGACUUGAGAAAGAAGAUAAAUUUUAAAUAGUAUUUGGGCUCUUUAAAAAGUA